Penicillium waksmanii is the source of this 1626-nucleotide messenger RNA. Its product is annotated as snoRNA-binding rRNA-processing protein UTP15. Gene Ontology annotation, molecular function: protein binding. The record is from RefSeq and is a predicted model, not a curated record. NCBI's taxonomy places the organism in Eukaryota, Fungi, Ascomycota, Eurotiomycetes, Eurotiales, Aspergillaceae. Bases 1 to 1626 code for a protein of 541 amino acids. The transcript has a single exon. Gene Ontology annotation, biological process: rRNA processing; positive regulation of transcription by RNA polymerase I. Gene Ontology annotation, cellular component: nucleolus.
AUGGCGGCGCCCGUCCUGCCCUUGCAGCAGGUGAAGCUCGCCUCGCUGCCCUCCACCCGCCUCACGCCAGAACAGCAAUACUGGCGCACCUUUAAGAAUCCGCUUCUGAUCCCCUCGCCCGCCAAUGGACCGGUCAAUCUGAUUACGCAACCUUCCGCUCCUGCAUCUGCCGCCGCAUUUCCCUCCCUGACACAACCUCCGGACAUCUUUACCGUCACCACUGGCGCCCGAGUCCAGAUCUAUUCCAUUCGCACUCGCAAACUCCUGCGCUCUAUCACUCGCUUCGAUGAUACCGUUCGCGGCACUGAUGUUCGUCCGGAUGGUCGUGUCCUCGUCACUGGUGAUGACACCGGCUCCGUACAGGUGUUCGACGUCAACUCCCGCGCGAUUCUGAAGACAUGGAAGGACCACAAGCAGCCCGUCUGGGUGAGCAAGUUUUCGCCAAGUGACCCAACAUCCGUUUUCACUGCCAGUGAUGAUCGGACAGUCCGCCUGUGGGAUUUGCCCGCAGAGACUAGCGUUCGCACUUUCGUCGGCCACACCGAUUACGCCCGCAGCGGUGCCUUUAUGCCUGGUUCUAUGGCUUCUUCAGGCCUACUUGUCUCUGGUUCUUACGAUCGUACUGUCCGGAUCUGGGAUCCCCGUGUGGAAGGACGCGCUGCCAUGACCUUCAAGAUGGGUGCUCCCAUUGAAGACGUUCUGCCCAUGCCGGCAGGCACACAAGUUCUGGCCGCCGCCGACAACAAGAUCGCCGUACUGGAUAUCGUUGCUGGAAAGCCGCUGCACAUGAUUCAGAACCACCAAAAGACAGUUACAUCUCUUGCGCUGGCCUCGAACGGCGAGCGUUUGAUCAGUGGUGCGCUGGAUGGACACAUGAAGGUUUUCGAGACUACAGGAUGGAACACCGUCUCGGGCUCUAAAUACCCUUCGCCUAUCCUGUCCCUGAGUGUUAUCACUUCCGGUGUGGCGUACGAGGACAAGCAUAUCGCUGUCGGUAUGCAAUCCGGUCUUCUGUCGGUGAAGACCCGACUUUCUGGCCAGCAAAAGGUCAAGGAGCGUGAGCGCCGCAAGGAGAUGGACGCACUGCUCGAGGGAAAAUUGGAGGAGCACGACCGCCAAGUUGCGAAGAAGACUAAGGAGCGUGGCGCCGGAUGGGAGAAGCGACUACGUGGACGGGACUUCAUUGGCGAGGGAGUGGACAUUGUGUUUGAAGGCCAGGAUCGCAAGCGACGGAAGAAGGAACAACCCUGGGAGAAUGACCUCCGUAAGGGCCGAUAUGCCAUUGCACUAGACCAAGUCCUUUCAUCGACCGACAAGACCGCCCAACUUACGAUUCUCACCAACCUCCGCCACCGCUCCGCCCUGCGCGCCUCGCUCCGGGACCGCGACGAAGUGUCCCUGAAGCCGGUUCUGCAAUGGGUUCACAAGCAUAUUCGUGAACCUCGCCUGGUCGAUCUCAGUGUGGAGAUUGCCAUGAACCUACUCGAUAUCUACUCGGGGAAUCUGGGUCAGUCGGCGCAGAUUGACAAGCUCAUUGAGCGAUUGCAUUUGCGGGUGCGCGACGAGGUUGAGAUGGCUCAGCAUGCAUACCAGACUAAAGGUAUGCUGGAUAUGCUGAAGGCCUGA